AUGAAGAUUGUAAAAUUAUUUUCAAUAGUGAUCUUAUGUAUCAGUGCUGUAUUUACUUAAUCUAGCAAUGAGCUCUAAAAAAUUAUUUAAUAUGGUUAAAAUUGCCACUACUCUUGUAAUUCAUGCAUUGGAAACAAAUUUUAUGAAUGUACUUCUUGUUAAAAUCUAACUGGUAAUUAUAAUAAUACUAUUAUAAAUCCAAAAUAUUACAUUGAUGGUGUAUCCUAUUUAUCUUAAUAAAACCUUUCGGUGCUUUAUGGAGAAUGCACAUGUAGUCCAAAUAAAGAUCAAUAUUCUUUUCAGAUAGGUUAAGGAUGUGCCAAAGACUAAUCUUUAGAAAGAUACUUAGAUUUAGCCCUAAAAGCUCUCAUUUAUUCUAAUUUAGGAAUGUCUGGAGUUUACUUUUUAACUUCAUUAAAAAUUUUUUAUUUGGUAGACCUCAUUGAAACAUUACAAUAUUUUGGAAAUUUUGCUAUGAUCAAUCAUAAAAAUAUAGGAAAAAGCAAUGAUUAAAUAUCUACUUAUCUAAAUUUUAAUCCAACAUUCUUGCUAAACCAUGAUAAUAGUAGUUUUAUUUAAUUCUUCUAAGAUACAAUAAAUAAUAACAUUAAACCUUAAAGUAUAAAAAUUAUUUCCCAAAUCCCUACUCAAAACUAGUUAGAAUAAUAAGCUAAUAGUAGUACUAUAGAUUAAACACCUUUGCUAGUGUAGUAGUAUAGUUUCUAAAUGUUAAACUAGCUGUAAAAUAGUUAAUUUAAGUUAAGUUAAGCACUUGAUGGAUUAGGAAGUGAUUUCUCUUACUUUCAAUUAGGUAUAAAUUUCUAAAUGGUGCUUCUUUGCAGCUAUAUAAUAUUGGCUUUAUUUUUGUUAUCUCAUUUUUUAGUAUUCGAAAAAAAGUAUCUGCCUUAAUCAAAAGUUUUUAGCACAUCGUCGGACGAGAAAAAAAGAGAGAAUAAAUAAAUAGAUAAUAGCAACUAUCUUUAGAAAUAUUAAUAUGAAAACUCUAAAUAUUAUCAAAUAUAUCAGUAUGUUAUAAACCUCUCACUAACCUUCUACUAUUUAUGCUUAAACGAAUAGCUAAUUUACUUACAGAUAUCUUUCUACUUAGGCUAAAAAGAUAAAAAAGAUAUAAUUGCUAUAUGUAUCUUUUUUUUCAUUUCAGCUGUAAAUUUAGUACAAUUGAUUUACUUUAGCAGGAGAUCAAGCAUGCCAACAACAAACUAAAAGACUGUUAUUUUUGAUCAUAUUAAAUUUAUAAAUAAAGGAAAAUAAAGAUAUGUCACUAUUGUAAAACUUAUAUUUAAAGUUUCAGAGACUAUUAUUUUCUACUAGCUGUAUAGUAACACAACAUUAUAAAUAAUUAUUCUCCUGUCUCUUGCUUUUUUGCAAUUUCUAUUCUCUAUUUACAUCAAAGCUUUUGUUUUCACUUAAUAUAACGCAUUAUAUACUAUUUAGCAGGCUAUUAAAAUCAUACUAUUGGUGUUACAUCUUGUAAUUUAAUUAGUAGAAUAAUCUUCUGAUUAAAGUAGCUUAGAUAAGCUCAAUUUAUGUUUAACAGCUCUUUAAUUUUGCUACACCUUUGCUGUGUUAUUCUACAAUCUUGUAAUGUAUUUAUAGGAUUUGUGUUUUUAUUGUUUUAAUAAAGGUGAUCAAAAAUUAAAUUUUUCUUCUGUAAGUCCACUAUCAAAUUAAAGUUUUGCUAAUAACAGCAACUAUGGCAAAGAGAAUUAAAAAUUGAUAAAUUUAUAAAAGAGUGAAAACAUAAUAAGUCUUAAUCAAUCAUAACUUUAAGAGAGCGUUAUUGAAUAAAUUCCUUCCUUUAGAGAAAUAGAUUAAAAAUAGUAACACAAUUAGUAGUUACCUUAAAAAUUAUAACCUCAAAAUAGACAGUAAUACAAAAAUAGUGAGUACUUUAAUCUAGGAUUCCAACGAAAAGUAGGGCAUUAAACAGAGCUUAUUAUAAAUCCAAUAAAUAAAAACCCGGAUUUUGAAGAUGUUUUAUAAAAAGAGUCUAAUUUUAAUAAAAAAAAUACCAAUUAACAAAAAAAUAUUUAAAUUUAUGAGGAGGAUAAUAAUAAAAAAGUCUUAAAAUCUCAAAUUUAUAGUUACUAUAACGAAGAGUAGUAGAACAAUCUCAAGUAAACUCCAAUUUAAAUGAUUUAAAAUAUUCGAUAAAAAUAAGAAAAACAAUAAGAGUAACAAUUGAAGCCAUUUUAAUAACCCCCAAAUAAUAACUAAAAUAUUUAUGAAAUGUUUAAUGCUGUUAAAGAAAACGUAAAUUAUAAUAACACAAAUAAAGCUCAUAUGACUACUUAUAGAAAAUGA
This is a messenger RNA of Tetrahymena thermophila SB210, 2325 nucleotides long. Its product is annotated as von willebrand factor type A domain protein, putative. The transcript is spliced from 2 exons. Lineage: Eukaryota; Ciliophora; Oligohymenophorea; Hymenostomatida; Tetrahymenidae. The record is from RefSeq and is a predicted model, not a curated record.